CCCAGUGCUGAGUUUUCUGUGACACAGCUGGUCCUGCUCUUUUUCCAAGAUGCUGUUUUGGCACAGCCAGCCGGAGCACCUGUGGCCCAGCCCCGGGGAACUGUACCCCGGGCCACCAAGCAGCUUGCUCAGGGAGGCCUUGCCCUUGCCCUACCUGAAGCAGGAAGAGCUGCCCAACAUCCCCCGUGCGGAACCGCCCUGCCCCGCCUUCCAGUACGUGCUCUGUGCAGCUACCUCGCCAGCUGUGAAGCAGCAGGAGGAGACCCUCACCUACCUGAACCAGGGCCAGUCCUAUGAGGUGAGGAUGCUCUGCAACCCCAGACUGGGCGAUGCCACCCAGGGGCCCCGGCUGCUGAAGAGUGUGGUGCGUGUGGUUUUCCACGACCGGCGCCUGCAGUACACAGAGCAGCAGCAGCUGGAUGGGUGGAGGUGGAGCCGGCCUGGGGACCGCAUCCUGGACAUAGAUGUGCCACUGUCCGUGGGGGUGAUAGAACCCCAAGUGCUACCCUCACAACUCAACACGGUGGAGUUUUAUUGGGACCCGACCAAGCGGACCUCCCUCUUUCUGCAGGUUCACUGCAUCAGCACUGAGUUCACUCCUAGGAAAAAAGGUGGAGAGAAAGGCGUUCCCUUCCGCCUUCAGAUCGACACUUUCAAGCCCAGUGACAAGGAGCUUUCGCCGGAGCACCUGCAUUCAGCUGGCUGCCUCAUCAAGGUGUUUAAGCCCAAAGGAGCUGACCGGAAACUGAAAACUGACCGGGAGAAGAUUGAGAAACAGCCCGUGCAUGAGAGAGACAAGUAUCAGACCGCCUGUGAGAGCACAGUCUUCAUGGAGUGUUCACCGUGGCCAGAGCCCAGUUCGGGACCCCACCCACCUCUGAGCCCUCUUGCUCUGACCUCCCCCAACUCCUGCAAGCUCCUGUCCCCGGAGAGGCUCUGCUCCUCACCCCCAUUCGCCUUGGACACCUUGGGGGGCAGCCCAGCUCAAGAUCUGAACCCUGGAGCCUCCAUCCUAGAGACACAGCAGUGGUUGCAUCGGCACCGGUUCUCCAACUACUGUCGGUCGCUGGCCAAUUUCACUGGCACUGAUCUGCUGAAGCUUACCCGCCAGGACCUUAUCCAGAUCUGUGGAGCUGCCGACGGGAUCCGCCUUUUCAAUACUCUAAGAGCCAGGCCCAUCCGUCACCGGCUGACCUUAUAUGUCGCUCAGGAGGCCUCCAGGCAAGAGAACGAGGUUCCUAAGAACCCUGACUCAGGCUUUUAUCAAGAGAUCUCUCUGGAUGAACUCAGUGCUGUAGAGCUCAUGGGGAAACUGGCUGAACUGCUGGCCCUCCCAGCCAAUCAGAUCCACCGGCUCUUCCACCAGGGCCCUGGGGGUAUCCUCAUUCUCCUCAGUGACCAGGUGGUUCAGAAUCUUGAGGAUGAGUCGUACUUUGUGGCUGUGGUGAAGAAAGGUAGGGCUUUUAGAGGGAGAGGCGUGUGUCUCUCGCAGGCCCUAGAAAGGGUAAGAUUGUUUAUACUGCCUCCUAAAUGAGAUUAAAAGGUUCCUUGAAGGUGUGUUGCGGGUGCUGUGUCCCAAUCAAGGGGUAAACAUCUGCUCUACACCAGCUUUGUGUCAAAGGGACAGGGUCAUACAGCUAGGAGACAGCCAUUUAUUGCUCAGGAAGAAGUAACUGAAUAAAUGCAUUCUCAUGAGGGAGACAUGCCCUAGUUUCAGGGAGUUUAUCAGAAGGGAAGGGAAGACCCCUACCCCUCUUCCCGCCCCCCCCCCCCACCCCAAGUCAUACAAGUCAGAAGGGCAGGUGCUUGCUGGACACCACCUGGAGCAGAGCACUUCUGAUAAGCUGGCUUGUGGUCCUGGUUAUUCAGAUGCCUGCCCUCUAUCCCUCCUCUGUGCUCCAGUACCCAGGGAGGCUUCCUGAAGAGCUGGAUCCAGGGUGGGGCUGGAAGAACACUUGGGUGCGGCAGAGGCACUGCACGCUGCUUGGAGGUUUAGGAGCAGCACAGUAGUUAGUGGCGGUUGGGGCCCAUCUCAUCCCGGUGGUGCCCUUUCUUUCUUUUACUGCUUUCAGUGCAGAAUCCAGAUGGCUACUACCUGGUUCUGACCUAGGCCCAGGGGUGCCCUGCUGCAAGAGGAGGAGACUGGUGCCAGCCUUGGUUCUCUGGGGUCCUGUGCUCACCAGAGGCCUGGUUAAAAUCUUCACCUGCUUCACCAGGCUUCAGGUGAAGAGCCAAAUCGUCAUGUGUCCUACCCCUGGGGAGGAGACAAGCAGCCCCCAGGCUCACAUUUCUUUCUGCUCAACAGCAAGUUGUUGGAACCCCUGAGACACAGCCUUCCCUGCUGAGCUGAGCUGGCCAAGCCUGUGAGGCAAAAACCCUGGCAAUAUGGAUAAGGAGCUUUUGCCCCAAGCAGUGGUGCUGAACAGAGUGCAUUAAUUCAUGUUUAUUUAAAAUUUUAUUCAUCCCCUUUAAAAGUAAAGAUAUAUGUAUUCAAUGUGUUGUCCAAUUCUCUUGGUGUUAUGGUCCUCCUGGGGAUAUGUCCCCUGCUUAAACUUACAGACCAGGGCAAGGGACGGAGUCUGGGACAGAGAUAUAAACAAAUAAAUCUGACUGGAUUCUUUUCCCAAUUAGUUUGGGCAAAAACUAAUCACUAAAGCCUCCAAAAGAUUAUUCAACUAUUAAAUCACUGUGCUUAUUUAAAACUUCAGUUCUAGAGACUUGGGAAUUACUAUAGCUAUUCUUGAACAAUGAGGCUAUAGGGCUUUAUUAUUUUUUAUUUAAGAAAUGUAGUUGAAUUAAAAUUAAUCUUUUAAUUUUUAGGUCUUAACAAAUCUUUCCCUAUAUUAAAGUAAAUAUAAUUUCCUAUGAAUGUUUUUCAAAGUUCAAACUAAUUUUGUCUUUCACUUUUAGGCCUGUAAUCUACCUGAAAGUGAUUUUCUCUGUGUAUUUUUCUG
Balaenoptera musculus (blue whale) is the source of this 2954-nucleotide messenger RNA. Its product is annotated as transcription factor CP2-like protein 1. Gene Ontology annotation, molecular function: RNA polymerase II cis-regulatory region sequence-specific DNA binding; DNA-binding transcription activator activity, RNA polymerase II-specific. Gene Ontology annotation, cellular component: nucleus. The record is from RefSeq and is a predicted model, not a curated record. The transcript is spliced from 14 exons. NCBI's taxonomy places the organism in Eukaryota, Metazoa, Chordata, Mammalia, Artiodactyla, Balaenopteridae. Bases 50 to 1534 code for a protein of 494 amino acids. Gene Ontology annotation, biological process: regulation of transcription by RNA polymerase II.